This is a messenger RNA of Papaver somniferum (opium poppy), 937 nucleotides long. RefSeq lists its product as uncharacterized. The transcript has 2 exons. The record is from RefSeq and is a predicted model, not a curated record. NCBI's taxonomy places the organism in Eukaryota, Viridiplantae, Streptophyta, Magnoliopsida, Ranunculales, Papaveraceae. Bases 243 to 854 code for a protein of 203 amino acids.
CCAAAAUAAAAAUCCAUAACCCUAACAUUUUUUAUGUUCUCUUCGACUUCUUCCGAUCGCCACCACCACCUCAUGUUUGACCACCAUUUUCUUUUGAUGAUUGCCUUCUUUCUCAUUGUAUUUCUCUGAUUGAGUGAUAUCGUACAACCAUUUAGUUUAUAUGUGUUUUAGAUAAAAGAAAAAUCUGUUUUGUAUUCUGAUAAUUUUUAAUUGUUUGAUGAGGGUACUAAUGAUAGCGGAGAAUGGAAAUUAUAAUGCAGCUAUUCGUGAUCGUUGAGGAGUCAUUAUUUGAGAAUACUUCUUGCAGCAAUCCUCUGGAGAGGAUAUCCAAAGGAAGGGCUAGACCUGUGGGGUUGUUCUGUUUCUGUACGGAUUGGUUAGUUUCCAAUUCUCCCAUUUCUAAUAGAGUUGUUCCCACUCUUUCUAUGUUGUCGAGAAGGGGUAUGAUAGUGGUGAAUUUAUGUGGGUUCUGUGAUAAUAAUGAGGAAUCGGUUGAGCAUUUGUUUCUCCAUUGCCCUUUCAUUUGGAAGAUUUGGGAACAUUUUCUUCAACAGCUGGGUUUUGCCUGGAUGCAUCCCACAACCAUUAUUGAUUUCUUAUGGAAGUGGAAAUUGAAGAUUUCGACCAAACCCCUUGUGUUCUUGCGAUAUUGUCUUCCGUUUGCUUUGUGGUGGGUGGUGUGGUUGGAAAGAAAUGACAUUCAAAUAGCGAAGAAGCAAGGGAGGAAAACCUUAAACUCUCUCAUUAUAGAUAUAAAGUUGUUGUUGCUUAGUUGGUCUGUUAAUGUUGAUUCAUUCAAAAACAUGAAGUUAGAUGACUUCGUUUUUGAUUGGAAAAUCUUGUUUAGAGAAUAGUCAGUUGUAAGUUCUUUUUUUCUCAUGUAUCUUUCGAGGGUGCUGUCUUGGCACUUUCUUUUCUAAUUCCAUCUUAUCUUUUU